AUGGCAGAGCAACUCGCUCAACUAGCGUGCGAGGUGGAACGCCUAGUCACCGCACCUUACGUACCUUCAUUACAGGACCUUCAUGAUCUGGUACAACAAAGCACAUCCUCGACAAUAGCUGCCUGGGCAUUGUGCAAGCCCUGCCAAGUUGGCUUGCUGGCUGAGGUUUUGACCGAAGCCUUAUCGCGAUCAUGCGUCGCUCUAUCUCUGAUCACCACAUUUGCAUCGACAUCAUCCUUUAGAGAUGCGCUGCUCGAGCGACAUCCGGUGAUUUUGGAUACCAUUUUAGAAAAGGCCGUCGAUGCUAAUGGGGCCGAGUACCUACCGGUAUGUAUCGCGUUGUUCUCAUCGCCCUUGCCAGCGGGUGUUGUGCCGCCAGCUAGGAUGGCCUCCUUCAUCACGAAGCUGGUCAGCCUGAUGGCAGAGAAUCCCUGCGUUGAGACCGUAAUGCCUCUACACACACUCAUCUCAGGUUUGAAAGGCUCGCCUAGGAUUUUGAAUGACAUUCCGUCCGAGGUCAUGUCCAAUCUACAGCUGGUGUUCACCAAGACGCUGCGCAACCUCGACGAUCAUAUGGGCAACCUCUUGUGCCUGGCCACCUUUGCGCAGAUUGCGACGGCGCUAGGUACAACAUCUCGAAAUCAACACGGAUCAGAAACGCCAUGGCUUCUUAACAUUAAGCAUUUCUUUGGCCAGAAACGAGGUCUCAAAACACUCGACCUGGUCGUCUUGCGUGUGAUACUAGCUUGUUCAUCCAGUUGUAAUCUGGCUCCGCCUGAGGCAGCUGAGAGCAUUCAACUGGCGAUUUGUAUCGCCGAUGCAAUCGAACCUGAGCAGAAACAGGCUUGGACAGCAGGUAAUCAUCCGAAGAUUGCUAAACUGUGCGAGAAGGCUGCCAGAUAUGGCCUUUACGGUCAAACACAAACGAUGGCAAUCGUCUUUUUACACACCCUUCUACCGGCACAGUCGUUGCCAUCCCAGCUACGCGAACUUGGCAUCAAGGUCCUUCUGUCCAAGAACGGCCAAGAGACGAUGGAAAAUAUACCCCAUCAACUGAUUCCACGCCUCGCAAAGAGUUUGGCAGAAUCAGGGGAACCUGCCACUCGCCAAAUUCUGACCUUUACGUUCAAUAUCCUGAGAGGUAGUCAAUGGUCUGGCAUUGGAGAGAUGGCAGGACUACACCUGGCACGCUUAUUAUUGGCUGGUGUGCAAGACGUACAUUCCGAAAUUAUGUUUUCUAGUGUGACCAACUCCAUGGCCCCUUUGAGGGAAGUUCUUGGGGAAAUGGUUGAGCACUUUCCCCGACAAUCUAGUGAAAGCCAAUGCAGUGGUCAAGCAUGGUGUGCAUCUGAGCGAUACACAACGCAAAACAGGCUGUUCUUAUCUCUACUAGGACUUUACAACAGGGCUUCGACGCAAAACGGAAGUGACAUUACCAUGAAAUCCUUCUUGCGACGUGUGGAACAAUCAAUGACGAGCCUCGACUGUGCCUUCUCCACAGCCACCACCAAGGCCUUCCGUGGCUCCCUUACCUUGCGUGACAAACACAAUCUCUCGUCAACUCCGAUAACCCGCAAUUGGCGAUCUGGAGUUACCGAACUCUUCAUGCAGAAUGCCCAGAUCUCUCACGAUAGUAUGAUUAAAAAGAUCGAGGACGCAUGCUUUGACCUAGAGCGUCGCUGUCACGAUGUUGAAGGGCCCCUGCGAGCUGCCGAAGAAGAGCGGGACGUAUUUGCGCGCGAAAACGAGCAAUUGAAAAGACAAAACGAAGAGUUGAAUAACCAGUUGAAAGCCAAAAGUGCAGACAUUGAAACGAAGUUACGGAACUCACACGAACAGGUUGUGGGACUUGGACAUGAGAACACACGCCUUGAACAACUCCUUCACGUCCAAUGUGCAUAUACCGACGAGCUGACCAUGUCACUCGAAUCUGUACGCGCGGAGCUUCAACAGCAGCGACAAGCUUCCGAGAACGCACUGCUGGUCGAAAAAGAAAUGGCCCGCUCUAAGGAGCUGGAGAUGAUGGUUACUUUGACUGGAAAGGAUGAUCAACUGGAAGAGCUUCAGGAGGCGAUAUGCAGCUUACAAAUGAAGAAUGAGCAGGCACGCCAGAGUCUUGAUCAAGUCACAAGUGAAAAGGCUGAAUUGUCUGAACUCUCCAGCUCUCUGGAACAAGACCUUGCUAGUGCUACAGAGGCAAUAAAGCAAACUAGGCUUCUUGUGGGUGAGAAAGAAGAUGAAGUGGGCCGUCUCUUGGCCCAGGAGGAAGAAUUGCGAAAGGAACUGGGGUCUGUGGAAGCAACGGUUUUGCAACAGAGCAUUGAAGUAGAGAGGCUCUAUACGACACUGGAAGAAUCUGAGGAGAAGUUGCGGAGUGAGAUUGAAAAACUGAAACAGGACCAUGAAGCCGACACUUCUCGGACCACAUCUGAGAUCGCGAAACACGGGACAGAAAAUCGGCGAUUGCAUGCUGCUAUGCAAGCUGCCGCUCUUGAUGCCUCUAGAGAUGCCCAAUCGAAAGACAAAAGGAUCCAACACCUGGAGAGAAAGGUGCAAGCUUUACAGGACGAACGUGCCGCCAAGGCCCGUGAGUUUUCUGAGGCACAACAACACAUCGGUCGUUUAAUGGGCGUGAUGGGCUUUUCUGCCCAUGCCCCUGAGUCAAACGCCCCUUCGAAACACCAACGAACCAGGUCCUCUGUAAACGCCACUCCAGCUGCAAGGAUUUGUCAAUUUAGAAGUGACGAUGAAGAUGGCACACAGCUGGCAGAGUCCUUUGAGUCCAUGACCUCCAACUUCGAUAGACCUACUCCCAAACGACCAAGAGGGAAUCGCAAAUCAACAAACCGGCCUGAUGCUUUGAGCACUCCCUCCAUUUCAGGCCCCAGGGCGAACACCCUGCCGCCGGCCGGCAGCAUGUCUCGCUCGGCGAGAAAGCCACUGGCAGAUGCUGACCACAAUGGCCCAACGAAAUCACAGCCAAGCAGUGCAUCGAAACGUAGUCAGGUGGAUGACUCUUUCCAGGAGACACAGGCCCAGGGGAAUUUGAAGGAAACCCGACUUCAUAAUCUGGAUUUGGAUAUGGACCUUGAGUUUUCCAGAGACUUUCUCUUUUCCAGCACUGCUUUUACUGGGUCAACCGAUCAGAUUGCUCCACAAUGA
Messenger RNA from Penicillium digitatum Pd1, 3162 nucleotides. RefSeq lists its product as uncharacterized. NCBI's taxonomy places the organism in Eukaryota, Fungi, Ascomycota, Eurotiomycetes, Eurotiales, Aspergillaceae. The record is from RefSeq and is a predicted model, not a curated record.